This is a messenger RNA of Phlebotomus papatasi, 4111 nucleotides long. It is a transcript of the gene Ehbp1, whose product is annotated as EH domain-binding protein 1. The record is from RefSeq and is a predicted model, not a curated record. NCBI's taxonomy places the organism in Eukaryota, Metazoa, Arthropoda, Insecta, Diptera, Psychodidae. Gene Ontology annotation, molecular function: protein binding. Bases 554 to 3472 code for a protein of 972 amino acids. The transcript has 11 exons.
AAAAUUUCCUCAGUUUUGACGUGAACUUUGUGCGAGGAGGAUGAUGUUUUCUUGCAAAUUUUGUGGAAAUUUGGUGAAAAAAGUAGCCAGAAACUGCUCAAAUAUUGUCUAAUUCCUCACCAGUGACAUCAUCUGGGCGGUGUGACGUGUGAAAAGUGGCAAAAAACGUGGGAAAAACAUGUAAAAUUCAGUGACCAUUGAGAUUUUUGUCUCAUCAGAAUUGAAUUUUUUCAGAUUUUUUCACACAUUUAUUUCUCAUAAAUUCUUAUCAGUGAGUAGAAUUAAGAGGUUUCUGCGUGAGAAGCCAGUUUGAGGUACCUCGUGAGUAUCACGGGAGUGAAGAGACAAACGCAAGAAAUAAAGUCUGCAAUGACCUAACCUUCAACGAAAAAAAAGAAGAAAAAUCAAGUGGAGACAGUUUUUGCAAAUUCUUCAGUGAUUUUUACCAAAUAAGAACCCAACAAAUGACCUCCAGAGGCUACCUUUGGAAAAUGUGCAAAUGUUAAACGUUAAAUAUCCUGCCAGUGACGUUUGUGAGUGAAAAUUAAGCAAAAUGAUGGGGAGUGUCUGGAAGAGACUCCAGAGAGUGAACAAGAGGGCGGCUAAAUUCCAAUUUACUGUGUCCUACCACAGCUUGAGGGUAGAAACAACAGCUAAAUGGCGCCCCACAAAUUUGGCUGUUGUAUGGACGAGAAGGAGUCGAAGAGUGGCAUCAACGCCACUUCCUUGGGAGCCAGACAUGAUGAAUCCACUGGUAGGGCAAAUUCAGUGGCCAGUUCCGGACAAUCACACAAUCUCAGUGACACUGUUCAAAGAUCCCCGGACACAUGAACUGGAGGACAAAGAUUGGACAUUUGUCGUGGAAGAUACAUCACAGAUGCGAAAGAAACGCGUCUUGGCGUCUGCGAGUAUCAAUAUGAGAAAGUACGCCAGUAUUGAGUCUACACAGCAAUCUUUUACGUUAACACUGAAGCCCGUUUCGAGGAAAAUUACCUCGGCGGAUUUGGAGUUAACGCUGAGUUGUGUAUUUUUGCGAGAAGGAAAAGCCACCGAUGAAGAUAUGCAGAGUAUUGUGUCUUUGAUGUCGGUCAAUAAUAAUUCUGAUGUAGCUCCACUCGAUGAUCUCGAGGAUAUUCCUGAUCUUGAGAGUUCUGGUGAUAUUUCAGAACAUGUUCUUGAUUUUACGCAGCAACUGGAACUUCUUACGUCCAGUUUAACGGGGGGUGCAUCAGAAUUAGCGACUCCAAUGAGUGUGCCAUCUUUAACGGAGGAUCAGACACCUUUGGCAGAAAAUCCUGCCAUUCCGGACUUGGAGGCGGAUUUAGAGACUCCUGGAAAACGUCCAGAAGAGGCUCCGAGUGAAGUGACACCACGACAGCCACAAAUUCCAACCACUGUCAAUAAUUUCUUUGCACAAAAGAAUGACCUGGACAAAUUGCCUACGGCGGGAAGCGCAAUUGUCCCAAAACGACAACAUUUGGGAAAAGAGAUGAAAGACACAAUGGCAAAUAAGGAGGAUGUCCAGGAUUCAGCCAGGAGGCAUGAGGUAGUUCAAAUAGCUGGGAAAACGGCCCAGGAGAGAGAAAAGAGUCGCCUAGAGCUGCAACCACUCAAGUUGAAGAAGAGCUAUGAGAAUGAUAUUGAUCAGGAGACGCCAGAGAAGACAAAAGUGGUUGCUGUUAAGAGGGCAAAUCUGAAGGAAAGGACACCUGAUCAGGAUCUUCUGGAGUGGUGCAAAGAGAUCACAAAGGACUAUCCUGGGGUCAAAGUGACGAAUCUCACAACGAGUUGGAGAAAUGGUCUGGCUUUCUGUGCCAUCAUACAUCAUCACAAUCCGGAUUUGAUUGACAUGACCAAACUUUCCCAACACGAUGUCGUUGCAAAUUGCCGAACGGCUUUCGAUGCAGCUGAAGGUUUGGGCAUUCCUCGUGUUAUUGAGCCGAGUGAUAUGAAUCUCUUGGCUGUUCCGGAUAAAUUGGCUGUAAUGACGUACCUUCAUCAGUUACGUGCCCAUUUCACGGGGCAUCAGCUGGAGUUGGAGCAGAUUGGGAAGACAAGUGAUGAAUCGAGUUAUGUGAUUGGGAAUUACAAGACAGACAACCUGCCGGACAAGAUGCUGGACCAGUUGAAGCUGCAUCUGGAUAGGGAGCGUCAAGUAGAGGCUGGAGAGGAGAAGAGUGAAGAGAGGAGCGAAAAGUCACCCACAACGAAGAAGGAUAUGAAAAAUUUCUUCCUGGGCAGUAAAUCGCUCAUUGGGAAGGUUCUGUCGCCCACGAGGGAUCGUGCCCAGAGUCAAGACAAUCAGCCACCACGGGAAAAGCCCGUUCUAAUGACGAGGAGAGAAUUGACAGAUCCCUUUGGAUCGGAUGAAGAGGAAGAGGCACCUUCUGCUGCCGAGAAAUCUAGUCAUGCGUCUGACGCUUCCAGGAAGAGUGUUGAUCUCUCUCCGGAGGAUUCAAACUCACCACCAAUUGCCCUCGACACAGAAACAACUACUAAAAUUCUCAAUCGCCACAAAGAGAUGAGCGAAAAGGCACGAGUGUUGAUGGAGAAGCUGAAACAGAACAGUUUGGAGAAUGGAAAAGAUGAUCCGGAUAGCGAAGAGCGUCAGCAACGUCUUCGGGAACAUGCUCGGCGUCUAAUAGCUGAGACACGAGCAAAGUCCAUUAGCUUAGACUCACCCUCAUCACCGAUUAAGUCGGUCACACAGAGAAUCACUCUGUCCCCAGAGCGUACAAUCUCUCCCAUCAACAACAUGGAGUUCAUUUAUCGCAGCAAAGAGAAUUCACCCAUUCGCAGUGGCUCCAUGUCACCGAUUUACAAUCGUGGUGAUAGGAUUACACCGCCCCGGGAUAGCCCGCUGAAGGCGGGAAUUGACCGGGAGAACAAUUGUAGUAGCCCACGAAGUGAGAAAAAUGGAAAUUCACCACUGCAAUCGUUCAAUUCUGUCUUGGAUCGCAUUUCGCCGCAGCGUGAGAAGAAACUGGACAAAAUGUCCUACAUCCAGAGUGAAUUGGAUGCAUUGGAAUGUGAACAGAAGGCUGUUGAUCUCAAGGCAAGUGCCUUGGAGACAAAAUUGAGAGAUGUUAUGGGUGGCAAACAAACGGAUUCGGAUGAGACUGAGGAGCAGUUGCUUUCCCAGUGGUUUACUCUAGUCAACAAGAAGAAUGCUCUCAUUCGGAGACAGAUGCAGCUCAAUAUUCUUGAGCAAGAGAACAAUCUUGAGAGAAAGUAUGAGUUGCUGAACCGAGAGCUGAGGGCAGCACUUUCCGUGGAAGAUUGGCGGAAGUCUGAGGAACAGCGAGAGCGAGAGACACUUUUACUGGCUGAACUUGUUGCCAUUGUGGACAAACGCAAUGAACUUGUCCACAAUCUUCAUACUCAAGAACAAGCAAUUGAGGAUGACGAUGAGAUUGAGAAGAAGUUGGAGCACGUGGAGAUCAAUCCAAAGGAGAAGUGUGUGAUUCAGUGAUGGAAAGAUACCCAGAAACAAAAUUUCCUUCAAAAAAAGAAAUGUUGAUAAAAUUCGUCCAAAUUGAGCAAGAAAAAAAAUCCAAUUCAAGCUUUUUUUUCUAGAGGUCUUAUCGGUAAGCUUAAUUUCUUUUUGAAAAUUACUUUUAAAUUAUCUGCUGAGACGAAAAUACCAAAGAAUUUUUUUCGUGUAUUUGAUUAUGUUCAAAAUUUGACCACUUGAGAGCUUUUAGUGUUGAGGGUUCCUUGAAUUAAAAAAAAUGGGGAAGGUUCGGUGUGAAUAGAAACUCAUUUAGGCCUAUGAGCUUUUUCUAUGUUGAUGAAUCUGCAAUCUUCGAAGAAACAGGGUUUCCAACGAAUCAUUCAGCAAAAGGAAAAAAAAAACAUUCGAAUAAUUGAUUUUAUUAAUUUGUUUGUACUUCCUCAAUUUCUCACAAUCACGAGCUUUUCGCAUAUGAAAAAAAACUUAUUUAAAAAAAAAUGAAACGAGAUUCAGUAGGAAUUAAAAAAAAGUCUAUGUUGUGUAAUUUUGUGAUGCAAUUCCGUGAAUGAAAAAAUAUUGGUAAAAAGAAUAUUAAAGCUUUUUUUGUCAUUGUCACAUUAAACUAUUCAAUAAAAUAAUUUUAUUAAUUUCUUUUUC